Molecule: messenger RNA, 2438 nt
Organism: Gekko japonicus
Lineage: Eukaryota; Metazoa; Chordata; Lepidosauria; Squamata; Gekkonidae
Gene: PWWP2A
Product: PWWP domain containing 2A
Exons: 3
Coding region: 49-2364 (771 amino acids)
Cellular component (GO): nucleus
Molecular function (GO): histone binding; chromatin binding
Source: RefSeq, a predicted model, not a curated record
UAUCGAUCCCGCUGCUGGUAGAGGGAGGAGGAAGCAACAGCAGAGAAAAUGGCGGCCGUAGCUGCGACUGCGGCGGUGCCGGGUGAUGGGGGAGCCGGCGAGGCCGAGCCCAUUCCGGGCACUGAGGCCGGCGCAGAAGCGCUCCCUGCCAGCACUCUGGCUGCAGUGGAGUCAGCGGUGCUCGACGCCAGGGAAGAGCCGGAGCCAGCCCCGGGUGGCGAGGCCGAGGAGCCGCCGCCGCCACCCAGGAGCCCGGCGGGGACCCAAGACCUGCCGCAGGCCCAGCCCAGCCCGGAGCCCGUCGCGGAGAUGCCUGAGCCCCCCUGCCCGCUCACGGCGGCCUUCUCCGAGCUCCACGAGGGUGAAGAGGAGAAGUCGCAGCCUUGCUUGCCGCUGUUGCCGCCGCCGCCGCCUGCAGCUGGGGGCCCCGCGGGGCCGGAGCCCGGGGAGGAGCCGCCCCGGCCGGAGGAGGAGGAGCCUGAUGCUGCCGCCGGGGCGAAGCAGCCGGAGUUCACGGGGACUGUGGGACCGGCGGCGCGUGUUGGAGAAAGGGGGGAGGCGGGGGAGGCGCUGCUGCUGCUGCCGGGCUCGGAGGUGGUGGUCACCCUGGAUCACAUCAUCGAGGACGCGCUGGUGGUGUCCUUCCGCUUCGGGGAGAAGCUCUUCUCCGGGGUCCUCAUGGAUCUCUCCAAAAGGUUUGGACCCCAUGGAAUCCCUGUGACCAUCUUUCCUAAAAGGGAGUAUAAGGAUAAACCUGAGGCAAUGCAGCUCCAAAGUAAAUCAUUCCAAGAUGAGACACAGGUGAAGUGUGAAGCAAAUGGUGUAGUCACGGACUCUUCUCCCAUCCAGCCAUCAGAACCUAACCUGGCUAAAAACCUAUGGACUUCCAAACCACCUCCCCUUUUCCACGAGGGAGCACCCUAUCCUCCUCCUUUGUUUAUCAGGGACACAUAUAACCAGUCAAUACCUCAGCCUCCGCCUCGGAAAAUUAAACGGCCCAAGCGGAAACUGUACAGGGAGGAACCCACUUCAAUUAUGAAUGCUAUCAAACUACGACCUAGACAGGUCUUGUGUGACAAGUGUAAGAACAGUAUUGUUGCAGAAAAAAAAGAAAUUAAAAAGAGCAGCAAUGCAAGUGACUCCUCAAAAUAUGAGGAUAGUAGAAAACGAAGAAACGAGAGUGUAACUACUGUGAAUAAAAAAUUUAAAACUGAUCAUAAAGUUGAUGGUAAAAGCCAAAAUGAAAGUCAGAAAAGGAAUUCUGUGGUCAAAGUUGCAAAUAUUGCCCACAGCAGAAGCAAAGUAGUCAAAGUUUCCACUCAAGCAAAUACAUCAAAAACACAAUUAAAUACUAAGAAAGUUCUCCAGAGCAAAAACAUGGAUCAUGCAAAAGCUCGGGAAGUUUUGAAAAUAGCCAAAGAGAAGGCACAAAAGAAACAGAGUGCAACCCCCACUUCCAAAAAUGCACAUUCAAAGGUCCAUUUCACAAGGCGUCUUCAGAACACCAGCUCAGGUUCCCUGCCCCCGCGAUUGCGCCUAAAGCCACAAAGGUACCGAAAUGAAGAAAACGACUCUUCUCUCAAGACAGGGCUUGAGAAAUUGCGGAGUGGCAAGCCCCAGUCUCGCUGCUCCUCUACCCGCUCAGCAGGUGAGGCCCCUUCAGAAACUCAGAGCCCCUCAGAAGGCCCUGAAGAGGCUAACAUUGAGGUUCAGGACACAAAUGAAGUGCAUGUACCUGUUGAUCAGGAUGAACAGCAGACAUUGGGCAAGAGAGGCAGCAAAAGCAAUAUAACAGUUUACAUGACCCUUAAUAAAAAGAAAUCUGACUCUUCCAGUGCAUCAGUGUGUAGUAGUGAUAGCACAGAUGACUUGAAGUCCACCAACUCUGAGUGUAGUUCUACUGAAAGCUUUGAUUUUCCGCCAGGCAGCAUGCAUGCACCUUCCUCCUCCUCCUCGUCCUCUUCAAAGGAAGAGAAAAAGCUCAGUAAUUCCUUGAAAAUGAAAGUCUUUUCAAAAAAUGUCUCUAAAUGUGUCACACCAGAUGGCAGGACCAUAUGUGUAGGAGACAUUGUUUGGGCCAAAAUAUAUGGCUUCCCUUGGUGGCCAGCCCGUAUUCUUACCAUUACUGUGAGCCGGAAAGAUAAUGGCCUUUUAGUCCGACAGGAAGCACGUAUUUCAUGGUUUGGGUCCCCAACAACAUCUUUCCUUGCUCUUUCACAGCUCUCCCCUUUUUUAGAAAACUUUCAGUCGCGCUUUAAUAAGAAGAGAAAAGGUCUUUACCGCAAGGCCAUUACAGAAGCAGCCAAAGCUGCUAAGCAGCUAACUCCUGAAGUCCGGGCCCUGCUGACACAGUUUGAAACAUGAACAUGAAAAGUAAGCUCAGAGACAUUAGUCAUCUGUUUGUGUGGAUGCUGGCAUGAAGAGGGUCACCUAACAAG